This is a messenger RNA of Triplophysa dalaica, 2202 nucleotides long. It is a transcript of the gene gdap1l1, whose product is annotated as ganglioside induced differentiation associated protein 1-like 1. The transcript has 6 exons. The record is from RefSeq and is a predicted model, not a curated record. Bases 32 to 1132 code for a protein of 366 amino acids. Lineage: Eukaryota; Metazoa; Chordata; Actinopteri; Cypriniformes; Nemacheilidae.
UUACCCUCUCACACGCACAAAAUCCUCUGUCAUGGCGUCUUCCAACAAUGUUACUCCCACCAACUGUAGCUGGUGGCCCAUAUCAGCCAUGGACGAAGAUGGCAAGAUCGCAGACGGAGAGGAGAGCAACGAGUCGACGAUAGAACAUAAGCCAUACUCAAAAGACAGGCUCGUUCUGUACCACUGGACUCAGUCCUUCAGCUCUCAAAAGGUGCGUCUGGUGAUCAAUGAGAAAGGUCUUCUGUGUGAUGAGCGAGAUGUUAGUAUGCCACUCACAGAGCACAAGGAGCCUUGGUUCAUGAGGCUCAAUUUAGGGGAGGAGGUGCCGGUUUUCAUCCACGGAGACACUAUUGUCAGUGACUACAAUCAAAUAAUUGACUACAUAGAGACCAACUUUGUAGGAGACACAGUACCUCAGCUGAUCGCGGAUGAGGGCACUCCCAUGUAUGCAAGGAUAAAGCAGUACCGUGAACUGCUAGAUGGGCUGCCCAUGGAUGCUUACACACACGGAUGCAUCCUUCAUCCCGAACUGACAACCGACUCCAUGAUCCCAAAGUAUGCCACAGCUGAAAUACGAAGGCAUUUGGCCAAUGCUGCUUCUGAACUGAUGAAACUCGACCAUGAAGAACCACAGCUGACAGAACCAUACCUCUCCAAGCAGAAAAAACUCAUGGCAAAGAUCUUGGACCAUGACAAUGUAAACUACCUGAAGAAAAUCCUUGGUGAGUUGGCCAUGGUACUAGACCAAGUAGAAGCAGAGCUGGAGAAAAGAAAGUUGGAAUAUCAAGAUGAAAAGUGUGAAUUAUGGCUUUGUGGACCUACUUUUACUCUAGCUGAUGUUUAUCUCGGAGCCACAUUGCACAGGCUCAAGUUCUUGGGACUCUCAAAGAAAUACUGGGAAGACGGGAGCCGACCGAACAUCCUGUCGUUUUUUGAACGUGUGCAGAAGCGCUACGCUUUCCGCAAGGUAUUGGGGGACGUCCACAUGACCCUGCUCUCUGCGGUUUUACCCAAUGCCUUUCGAAUGGUAAAAAAGAAGCCUCCGUCAUUCUUUGGCGCCUCUUUCCUAAUGGGCUCUCUCGGGGGAAUGGGCUAUUUCGCCUACUGGUUUUUAAAAAAGAAAUACAUGUAGUGAAUGUGCUCUUGUAGUAUUAUGUGUCUGUGUAUCUGUGUGAUGUUUGGAGUUUUUGGUAACACUGUUUUAAGAGAGCAGGAGAACAAGGAAGCGUACAGAGAUAAACACUAUAAUGUACUUGGGUCAAUAAUACAAAUAAUAUAUAAUAACAUUCCAAGAUUAGGAAUUCUACUUAACAGCACCUUCUCUGGUCAUGGCUUUAUAUGAUUGAUUUAUAAUGUUUUUUUGCCAUAUAGAACACCGGUCGAUCGAUUUUGUGGUACAGCACAAUGGCCAAAAUUUAGGUAUAUUAUACGUACAUUAAAAGCCUAAAAAGAAUGUUUAUUUUUAAUAGUUUCAAUUUCGAUGCAUUCGUCUUUUCACCUUUCUGCCAUCGAAGGCUUUCAUCCAAACAUUUUUGAUACGCAAAGGGUUUAAGAAACUCACACAGAGUCUAGAAUCCAACACAGGUUUUAAAAACACUUCACAUUCGUGGUUUUUAUGUUUUUGAUAUGUCAAACUUCCUCAAGACUGCCAAUCUGAGCUUUUAUUGCACUGUUUUUGUUUCCCCAGAAUUCUGUGAAAUUGUAUGUUUUUAUUUUUUAAUACCACAAGCAAAGUGUACUGAGCCACACGUUGUACUUUCUUCGAGAAGUUCCAGUACUGAGUGUAAAAGAUGAAAUCAAAUACACCUCAAAUUCAAUAAAAACUAUAGAAGGUCCAUAUUAUGAAGCAAAUGUCUGUCAACACUAGUAAAUCUAUUUUGUUUCGAGCAUGCCACAAUAGAAUUGAAGUUAUUUUUUGCAGGGGGCGUUUCGGGGCUUUUCCAACUCUGCUCAGAGGGAAAACAAGGGUUUAUCUUAUUUUGACUCACAAAAUACUGUGAGAAACCAUUCAAUGUUUGUCCGUAGAAUAUAACUAAACAAUUAUAUAUAAACGUUCUACCACCUCACAUACAAGCCAUAUACAGCUUAAUAGAUGUAUUAAUGCUAUACUGAAAACUCAUACUUCUGUUCAUGUCAUCAUUUACAACAACUACAACAAAUAUACAAUCAAAUGUCUGAGGUGCAUAUUUCAAUACAUCUCGU